CAGCCGAGCCCAGCCGAACACCGCGCAGCUCCCGCCGCCGCCGCCCGAGCGCUGCCGAGCGAGCGAGCGCCGCGGCCGCGGAGGAGGUGCGGCCCCAAGGGGAGGAGGUGCCCGCUCGCCGCAGACCGCCCGCGGCAGAGGCCGCCCCGGUCGCGCCGCGGCGGGAGCGGCCGGCAGAGGCUGCGCGGCCGAGGGGGAGGGCCGGGGUAGCGGACGUCGCCUCUGCUGGUCUCCCACCUCCCGCCGCCCCCCGCCCGCAGGCUCCCGAGCCUUAGUCGGCGCCGAGCAUCCCGCUGCCCCGGACCCUCCCGCGGGCGCGCACCAGGCUCAACUCAGGCUCAGGACUGCAGGUAGACAUCUCCACUGCCCAGGAAUCACUGAGCGUGCAGACAGCACAGCCUCCUCUGAAGGCCGGCCAUACCAGAGUCCUGCCUCGGCAUGGGCCUCACCAUUGAGGCAGCUCCACUGUCUGUGCUGGUCUGAGGGUGCUGCCUGUCAUGGGGGCAGCCAUCUCCCAGGGGGCCCUCAUCGCCAUCGUCUGCAACGGUCUCGUGGGCUUCUUGCUGCUGCUGCUCUGGGUCAUCCUCUGCUGGGCCUGCCAUUCUCGCUCUGCCGACGUUGACUCUCUCUCUGAAUCCAGUCCCAACUCCAGCCCUGGCCCCUGUCCUGAGAAGGCCCCACCACCCCAGAAGCCCAGCCAUGAAGGCAGCUACCUGCUGCAGCCCUGAAGGCCCCUGGCCUAGCCUGGAGCCCAGGACCUAAGUCCACCUCACCUAGAGCCUGGAAUUAGGAUCCCAGAGUUCAGCCAGCCUGGGGUCCAGAACUCAAGAGUCCGCCUGCUUGGAGCUGGACCCAGUGGCCCAGAGUCUAGCCAGCUUGGCUCCAAUAGGAGCUCAGUGGCCCUAAGGAGAUGGGCCUGGGGUGGGGGCUUAUGAGUUGGUGCUAGAGCCAGGGCCAUCUGGACUAUGCUCCAUCCCAAGGGCCAAGGAUCAGGGGCCGGGUCCACUCUUUCCCUAGGCUGAGCACCUCUAGGCCCUCUAGGUUGGGGAAGCAAACUGGAACCCAUGGCAAUAAUAGGAGGGUGUCCAGGCUGGGCCCCUCCCCUGGUCCUCCCAGUGUUUGCUGGAUAAUAAAUGGAACUAUGGCUCUA
Molecule: messenger RNA, 1150 nt
Organism: Pongo pygmaeus (Bornean orangutan)
Lineage: Eukaryota; Metazoa; Chordata; Mammalia; Primates; Hominidae
Gene: ENHO
Product: energy homeostasis associated
Exons: 2
Coding region: 498-728 (76 amino acids)
Biological process (GO): positive regulation of Notch signaling pathway
Cellular component (GO): plasma membrane
Source: RefSeq, a predicted model, not a curated record